Messenger RNA from Rotaria sp. Silwood2, 1079 nucleotides. Lineage: Eukaryota; Metazoa; Rotifera; Eurotatoria; Philodinida; Philodinidae. The record is from the annotation of a GenBank genome assembly.
AUGUUGGAGAUGAUCCACAAUUUUCUAUUUGUGAUUUCACAGAUAAAAUUGAAGAACUUACUCGAUUUGUUAGUAAUUUAAAAGCAAUUGGUGGUGAUGAUUUACCUGAAGAUGUACUUGGUGCUCUUCGUACAUGUUUAGCAUUACCAAGUUGGAAAGCAAAAAAUGCUCGUUUUAUUGUUUUAAUUACAGAUGCACCAGGUCAUGGAGAAUUGAAUGAUCAAUUUACUGAUAGAUUUCCACAGGGAGUUGGUACACGUACAUUUGAAGAAAUUUGUGACCGUCUUCUUACAAAAACUGUUGAAACUGAUUUGAUAUUCUGUUGUAUUAAAAAAGAUGCGACAAAGAAAAUGACUGAAGCUUUUUAUAAUUAUUAUCAAAAGAAAAAAGAACAAACAGAUAAAACAUUUACUGUUGUAUAUCCAUUUACAGAUGACGAACCAGGAAUACAUUCAUAUCAUUUUGUUUUUGUACUCGAUGGAUCAAGUACAAUGAGUUGUCAUUGGAAUGUCUUAGAAAAAGCUUAUGUGGAAUUUUUGGAAAGUCGUAAAAGAAAUCAAGGUGUGGAUGAUAUUUUUAGUGUCGUUCAAUUUAGUAGUAAAGCAAAAAUUGUUUAUCAACGAAAACAGUUUUCUGAUGCUCCUCGUACAAUUGAACAAUUACAUGGUGGUACAAAUUAUAAUAUUGCUUUAGAAGAAGCAGAGAAAGUUAUUGAAGCUGAUUCAACAAAAUCAUCAGUUGUGAUGAUUUUCAUGUCAGAUGGAAUAGAUUUAUUAAAUAACAAUCCAGCAGCACUCAUAGCUCAUCUCAAGAGCAAAUACGAAAAAGAUCACAGAUUUAUUUGUCAUACUGUUGCUUUUGGUGAUGAACUUGUUGGAAAAGAUGGAAAAACUGAUUUAUUAAAAGCUAUGGCAGAAGCUGGCGGUGGUCAACUUUAUACAGCAUUGAAUGAUAAUCAGUUAAUAAAUGCUUUUGUCAUGAUCAGUACAAAUAAUAAGGCGACAGAGACACUUAUUAAACUUUUCUCAGACACUCUUACUGAGACAAUGAGAGAGCAAAUCAUGCUUGACUUUCUUUAA